AUGCGCCAGAUGAGAGACAGGCUUCAUGACCAGCUUGCGAAGCGUUUGGGCUCAAGGGCCCAUUUGAUGAGGCGAAAUGGUCCGAGUGAGGCAAGAUUGCCGAAUACGCUCUCGGCUUCCUUUUACAAGGUGGAAGCAAACACGCUGCUGUCGGAGGUCGGCGAUGAUGUUGCCGCUUCUGCCGGAGCAGCAUGCCACAGCGAUGAGGUGCACAUGUCCCACGUUCUGGAGGCCAUGGGGGUGAGCAAGGAGUGGGCCAUGGGAACCUGCCGCUUCACUGUUGGCAGAGAGACAACGCCUGCGGAGAUCGACCGGGCUGCUUUGACUAUCGCGUCCGCGGUGUGCAGGCUCAUGCCGUCGGAGAAUGCGGCCGAGGCCCAAGAUGAUGUUGACAGAGACUUGGAGGAGAUGGACCCGUCCUCCGUGAAGCUCACGCGGUUUACCCACGGCAUGGGCUGCGCCUGCAAACUUCGACCGCAGGUUUUGGAGCAAGUCUUAGAGCGACUGCGAGCCUGUGGAGCCGGUGGCCUCGAGGAUCCAAACGUAUUUGCUGGCCUUGGUAAAUCGAACGAGGACGCGUGCGUUUACAAGGUCAGCGAUGACAUUGCCGUCGUUGGCACUCUGGACUUCUUUACGCCCAUUGUGGACGAGCCCGAGGUCUUCGGCGGCAUCGCCGCGGCCAAUGCCCUUUCAGAUGUGUACGCCAUGGGUGCCAAGCCCAUCUUCGCUCUGAAUAUUGUCGGCUUUCCGUCGAAUCGGCUUCCACCCUCCGUUCUGGCAAGGAUUCUGAAAGGAGGUCAGGAGAAGUGUGCGGAGGCUGGCGUGGCUAUCCUCGGCGGCCACACUGUCGAGGACCUGGAACCCAAGUAUGGGCUUGCUGUAAUUGGUGUUGUGCAUCCAGACAAGGUGUGGCGGAACAACUCGCUACAAGCUGGAGACCGCCUCAUCCUGACUAAGCCGAUUGGCACGGGGAUUCUGGGGACGGCACAGAAAAAAGGAAUCUUGAGUGACGAAGCUCGAGAUUGUCUUCAGAAGACUUUGUUGCAGCUGAAUCGGUCCGCAGCGGAAGUUGCGCGAGCAACAACGCAGGUACAUGCUGCCACAGAUGUCACAGGCUUUGGCUUGCUUGGCCAUCUCCGCGAGAUGUUGACUUCCGAUGACGACAGCGUCGAGCCGCCCGCCAAAAAGGCCCGGGUCACAAGCGGCCCGAGCGAAAAACUUGGAGCUGUGCUUUCAGCUGGGGCUGUGCCGCUUCUUCCUCAGGCGAAGGAGCUGGCAGUGGACGAGCAAUGUGUUCCUGGUGGUUCGGUGAACAAUCUGAAGCUGGUUCAGACCGGAGGCCUGACACGCUUCGCGCAGGGUGUGUCUAAGCAGAUGCAGCUGCUGCUUGCAGACGCACAGACAUCAGGUGGUCUGCUGCUGGCGGUUCCGCAGGCAGACUCGGAAAAAGUUGUGGCCGCCCUCCGCCAGGCCGGUUUGUUAAGCACGUCGUCCAUCGGCGAGAUUCGACGUUUGACAGAACCCAGCGCCCCUUUGAUACAGGUGGAACGAUGA
Molecule: messenger RNA, 1554 nt
Organism: Symbiodinium sp. CCMP2456
Lineage: Eukaryota; Dinophyceae; Suessiales; Symbiodiniaceae
Source: the annotation of a GenBank genome assembly